Messenger RNA from Leptidea sinapis, 3098 nucleotides. It is a transcript of the gene Y-fb, whose product is annotated as L-dopachrome tautomerase yellow-f-like. The record is from RefSeq and is a predicted model, not a curated record. Lineage: Eukaryota; Metazoa; Arthropoda; Insecta; Lepidoptera; Pieridae. The transcript has 8 exons. The coding region runs from base 1 to 1242 and encodes 413 amino acids. Gene Ontology annotation, cellular component: extracellular region.
AUGUGGUACAGACGUAUCCUCUGUUUGUGUUACAUAACUCAUUUGUGCGGUGCUGCCUAUAAUGACAAGUUGAGACAAGUUUUUGCGUGGAAACAAAUUGAUUACGAUUUUGACGGCGUUUUCUAUCGUCAAGACACUAAUCUCCAAAGAACUCCGGACGGUGUAUACUUCGACGAUGACGUCGUGGAAAAGGAAAAGUUCUUUAUCCAGUACAAUAAUGUGCCCAUAGGCUUUGAGAGAUAUGGGGAGAAGGUGUUUGUAACUGUUCCUAGAAGAAGAUACGGGAUACCCUCAACUUUAAACUAUGUGCUGCUAUCUGAGACCAAGCCAGUAUUACGUCCGUAUCCAAACAUUAAGAGCGUAGAUGACCUUGUAUCAGUAUACAGACCACGGGUUGAUGUCUGCAGCAGGUUAUGGAUGGUAGAUACAGGACUUCUAGAAAUACCUGAAUCCAGAACACAAAUAAGGAAGCCGUCUAUAAUAGUGUACGAUCUACGGACAGACAAACGGAUCCUGAAAUAUGAACUGAGUGAUGCGGAUCUGGUGAACAACAGAACAUCGGGCGGUCUAACGUCGAUUACAGUCGACGUAAGUAAGGAUUCCUGUGGCGACGCGUAUGCUUACAUCAACGACUUGGCGACGGCUGGUCUCAUCGUCUUCUCGCUGAAGAAGCAGACCAGCUGGAGGAUACAGGAUCCAACCUUCAUGUUCGAUGAAGUGGCUCUGAACUUUACUGUUGCAGGUCUGGUCAUCAACUGGAGAGAUGGUCUUUUCAGUAUAGCUCUGUCUAAAGACAGGAAGACAGGAAGAACCACAGCAUACUAUCACCCGUUGGUUUCUACCAAGGAAUACGCAAUAGAUACCGGCUUUCUGAAGAAUAACAGCUUCGCUGGAAAUAAUGUGGUAUUAGGAGAUCGAGGGUUUAACACGCAGAGCGGUUCACACGGCCUUCAUCAACGAACAGGAAUCAUGUUCUUUGCUAACGUGGCUCAGGACGCCAUCUUGUGUUGGAAUGUUCGCCACAAAAUGGCGCCGGAGAAUGUCGCUAUAGCAGCGCAGGACCACGAAAAAUUAGUUUAUAUUUCUGAUUUGAAAGUUAUUGGUGACGAGGUUUGGGUGCUGGCCAAUCAAAUACCAAGAUUUGUUUUAUCCAAACUAAACGUUAACGAAAUGAACUAUUACAUACACAGGUACCAGUAUUUGUUUAAUUUUAAUUUAACGCACGUUUUCACGCAGAAUUAAGAGAGGAUUUGUUUUUAAGGAGGGCUUUAUCAACGCUCUUAAGAAGCAGAUAUUUGAUUUACAAUAAUUUAAAAUCCACCAUCAGAUCUAAUCGGCUAGUGUGUCUUGAAAAAAAAGUAUGUGUGUAUGUUUGCACGCCAGAAGUUAUACUUCUUUGGCCUAACAAAGUAAAAAUCCUAAAAAUUUUUAUUCCUCGUGCUAUUCUACGUUUGUAGAAAGAACAAUUUUGUAAAAAUCUUAAAUCUUAGUAAAUAACGAAUACGGCUGUAUGGGCUUGAACCCUAUAAAAAAAAACCCAGUAUUUCGUACUCUUGGCAACUGUAAGUUUAAGAAAAUAUUACGCGGUCCUUCCGCAGUCGUUGACCCGCAUCGUCGUAUCGAGUCUCAGCCAUGCCCGUGUCUAUGCGUACCUAUCCAAUCUUUCAAGAUCUAAGUUCGAGCGAUUUUUGCCUAAAGUGUUGGGAAAACCUCGCCUUAAUAUAUGCUUGCUAUAUCGAACUAUAAAGUUGUGUAGGAUGUCAUUUGUUGAAGUUAUUUCUUGUUUUGGGUUUUAAUGCCACAGAAUACAGACUUAGUAAUGGUAACAGAAGUCCCACUGAGAAACACUUUUUAAUGAAAUAGCUACCUUAAAUGAUUUAUUUUAAUAACUAUAAUCAUCAUCAGCCGGAAGACGUCCACUGCUGGACAAAGGCCUCUCCCAAAGAUCUCCACUACGAUCGGUCCUGCGCUGCCCUCAUCCACGCGUUCCGGCGAUCUUGACCAGAUCGUCGGUCCAUCUUGUGGAUGGUGAAGACUUUUCUGCCCACUGCUACUUCGAUUUCGCAAUCAUUUGAGCUAUGUCGGUAACUUUGGUUCUCCUACGAAUCUCCUCUUUUCUGAUUCGAUUUCUCAAGGAAACUCAGAGCCUAGCCCUCUCAAUUGCCCUAAUAACUAAAAUCUAAUCCAUUCAAAUCGUAGGAUUUUAAUAGACAUCAUACAUGUAUUUGAAUUUAUUUCAUUGUGUCAUUGGUGCAUUAUCCAUGGAAUUGAAUUUGAAUAGCAUUGCGUUCACUAUAUAUCUGUUCAGAAAAUGCAUGCUCUAUAUGUAAUUUCGACUUUCUCAUUUUCACCAUAUGCGUAGAUCAGUUGGCUGAACUAAUGAUAGUACCGUUAUUAUUUCUUGAUAAAAUAUGUAGAUUUCUUUUUUCAGAGCUAACGUUAAAGACUUAAUAAGAGGUACGGUGUGUGAACAAACCAAUGGAACUUAAAAUGACAAUAUAUAUGGUUCUGAUCGACAAAAAGAUUAUCUGCUUUGAACCAAGGACUCAUGCGUUUAAUACUUCGUUUACAGUCAGCCCCUUCAAAUAUUUUUAUACAAAAUAGCAUAUAAUAUCACUUAUUGAAAGUUAAAAACUACCACCCGUUCGAAAAAGUAUGCCUCAGACCUGAGAAGGACGGGUGCAAGCAACUCAACGGGCUUCUUUUAUUGUCAAAAUAAUGUGGCUACAAUGUAACAUCGUACAAUAAUACUUACUAUUAGCCUGAGGGCGGUCGCUCUAUUACCAAUCUGUUAUAUCAUUAAGAAGGCCAUUCUCAUGUUAGUUAACACACAAUAUAUGUUUUUUUACAAUACUUUUGAAUUUCGUAAUACAUAUUUUAAUUUGAAUAUUUUCUGGGAGCAUGUUUGUAAAAGCAUGCAGGUCGCCUCACAAAAGACUUACUAACUCGACUUAGCCGAGUAGUAGAUUUAAUUAUGGUUAUAACAGUUUCUCGUUUGCGAGAAAGCAUUCCGAAGCAUUGCGACGGCAGUGAACAGUUUUAUAGCAAGAUUCGUUCAAUGAAUGAAGACGAAUAAUAAUAAAAUUAUCAAAAAUGAA